GGGUGUCAGAUCCCCUGGACCUGGAGCUGCCAACAAUUGUGAGCCAUCAUGUGGGUACUGGGAUUUGAACCCGGGUCUUCUGGAAGAACACCAUGACCACUAAGGAUUGUCCGUCAUUGUGGGGCUUUGGAACAACCAAGACAUUUAAAAUUCCCAUUGAACAUUUGGAUUUCAAGUAUAUUGAAAAGUGUUCAGAUGUGAAACACCUGGAAAAAAUUCUUUGUGUGCUGAGGUCUGGUGAAGAAGGCUAUUAUCCUGAACUCACAGAAUUUUGUGAGAAGCGCCUCACAGGCUUGGCUCCUGCCAGUCGAGCGCUGAGGAAAGAAAAGCCCGCAGCGACAGCGUCCAGCUUUACUGCGGAGGAAUGGGAACAAAUUGACAGUGACAUAAAGAGUUGGGUAUCAGAAAUCCAAAGAGAGGAAACUGCAAGGCACUUCUAUGACUCUGAAGCGCACCCAGGAGUAGAGGAUCAUCUGCCACCAGUUCGUGGCUCAAACUGCUGUCCUCACAGUGGCAAGGAAACGUAUCCUAAAAGUAAGCCAGCCAAGAAGAAAAUCCCAAGGGAUUAUGCAGAAUGGGAUAAAUUUGAUGUGGAAAAAGAAUGUUCAAAAAUUGAUGAAGAUUACAAAGAAAAGACUAUAAUAAACAACAAGGCUCAUUUGUCUAAAAUUGAGACAAAAAUAGACACAGCAGGUCUGACUGAGAAGGAGAAGAGCUUCCUUGCCGAGCGGGAAAAGGGGAAGGGCAACGAGGCUUUCUACUCGGGAGACUAUGAGGAGGCCGUGAUGUACUACACCCGGAGCUUAUCAGCCCUGCCCACCGUGUCUUCCUAUAACAAUCGGGCUCAAGCUGAAAUCAAGCUGCAAAGAUGGGACAGUGCUCUUCAGGACUGUGAAAAGGCCUUAGAGCUAGAGCCUGGAAACGUAAAAGCUCUCUUGAGACGUGCUACUUCCUAUAAACAUCAAAACAGGCUCCAGGAGGCUGUGGAAGAUCUGAAAACAGUGCUACAGGUGGAGCCUGAAAAUGACUUGGCCAAGAAAACGCUGUCAGAGGUUGAAAGAGAGCUGAAGAAUGCAGAGCCUGCUUCUGCGCUCCAAACCAAAGGGAAAAGAAUGGUUAUUGAGGACAUUGAAAACUCGGGAGAUGAAGGUGAAAAGGGAAGCGGACAUAAAUGUGACGAUGGUGGUGCCAGUAAGGCAGCUGCGAGCGCCAUGGGCAACAUCCAGAAGAAGCUGAUGGGCCGGAGCGAGGGUGGCAGGCGGUCGCGGCGGGGCCGGACAUCGAGGCCCAGAGCCGAACCCCAGGGAAGCCUCCGGGAGCCAGCGACGGCAGGUAGCAGCGACGACAGGCACCCCGAGGAGCCCCGAGCCUCAGCCAGUCCCGGCGGCCUCAAGAACCGGGGCAACGAGCUGUUCCGUGGCGGGCAGUUCGCAGAGGCGGCUGCGCAGUACUCUGCGGCGAUAGCACAGCUGGAACCGUCAGGAAGUGCAAAUGCAGAUGAGCUAAGCAUCUUGUAUUCAAACCGAGCGGCAUGCAACCUCAAAGAAGGGAACUGCAGGGGCUGCAUCCAGGAUUGUAACAGGGCUCUGGAGCUUCAUCCGUUCUCAGUGAAGCCUCUUCUGCGGCGAGCAAUGGCCUAUGAAACCUUGGAGCAGUAUGGGAAAGCGUACGUGGAUUAUAAAACAGUGUUACAGAUAGAUUGUGGCAUCCAGCUGGCGAGUGACAGUAUUAACAGAAUAACAAGAAUCUUAAUGGAGCUAGAUGGACCAAAGUGGCGGGAGAAACUGCCACCCAUCCCAGCCGUACCCACGUCUGAGCCACUGCAGGUUUGGCAUCCUGCUGCAGAGACCCCAGACCAAGAGCCACAUCCCAGCGGCUGCCCACCCAGCAUCACAGAUGAAAAAAUGUUUCAAGUCCUUAAGGAAGAAGGAAAUCAACUUGUAAAGGACAAAAACUAUAAAGAAGCCAUUAGUAAAUACAGCGAAUGCUUAAAAAUUAACAGCAAGGCGUGUGCCAUUUAUACAAACAGGGCUCUCUGUUACUUGAAGCUGGGCCAGUUUGAAGAGGCGAAGCUGGACUGUGACCAGGCGCUUCAGAUCGACAGCGAGAAUGUGAAAGCCUGUUACAGACUAGCGCUCGCCCAGAAAGGACUCGAAGAGAAUCGCCAGAAAAACAUGGCUGGCCCCAGUCAAGCCCUCCUCCUGAACGCAGACUCAGGGGAGACAAAGGUAGGGCUCCAGGAGCCAGCCCCGCUCCUUGCCGCUCAGAAUGGCACAGCGCCUCCCAGCCAUGGAAGAGAGAGGAGGAGAAUCGAAGUCCAAGAGGUAUUUGGGAGCAGCGAUGAGGAGCCUGAGAGACCCAAAGAGGCCUCUGUUGCCUCCCUGCCUGCCACGGAGGAAGUUGGAGGCGGAGGCUUUCCAGAACAUUCUGAAAAACUCGAGGUCUCCAAGCCUAGCAGUGCCUAUGAGUUCGGACAGGUCCUAAACGCUAUGAGCGCCAGGAGAGACGAAGAGGCCUGUGCACACCUGCUAGCCAUCACUGCACCCAAAGAUCUGCCAGCGUUGCUAAGUAACAAACUGGAAGGGGACACGUUCCUCCUCCUCGUUCAGUCACUGAAAAGUCACCUUGUGGCCAAGGACCCCUCACUGGUGUAUGAGCAUCUCCUGUACCUGAGCAAAGCAGAGAGGUUUAAGACGAUGCUGACACUACUUAGCAAAGGCCAGAAGGAGCAGAUGGCGCAGCUGUUUGAUGGCCUGUCAGACACACAGGCCAGCUGUUUCACUGCAGAGGAUGUACAGGCCCUAAGAAGGCAGUAUGAGCUUUGACACGGCUUGCUGAGUCCUGACGCUUCUACCAGCAUUGUGAUAGAGCUGCGUGCAAGCCACACCCACAAGGGUCCCUGUCUGGACC
Messenger RNA from Acomys russatus (golden spiny mouse), 2910 nucleotides. RefSeq names its product sperm associated antigen 1 (gene Spag1). The transcript is spliced from 19 exons. Gene Ontology annotation, cellular component: cytosol; mitochondrion. Lineage: Eukaryota; Metazoa; Chordata; Mammalia; Rodentia; Muridae. Gene Ontology annotation, molecular function: heat shock protein binding. Bases 93 to 2825 code for a protein of 910 amino acids. The record is from RefSeq and is a predicted model, not a curated record.